Messenger RNA from Esox lucius (northern pike), 2823 nucleotides. It is a transcript of the gene dedd, whose product is annotated as death effector domain containing. The transcript is spliced from 5 exons. Gene Ontology annotation, molecular function: protein binding; DNA binding. Gene Ontology annotation, cellular component: nucleolus. NCBI's taxonomy places the organism in Eukaryota, Metazoa, Chordata, Actinopteri, Esociformes, Esocidae. The record is from RefSeq and is a predicted model, not a curated record. Bases 924 to 2165 code for a protein of 413 amino acids. Gene Ontology annotation, biological process: apoptotic process; extrinsic apoptotic signaling pathway via death domain receptors; regulation of apoptotic process.
CUAUUUCUUAAUGUAUUAACUUAACGUAAAGUAGGUAAACAUCGCCAGUACACUACUGGUUGGCUAAUCGUUAGAUAACGCUUCAUUGCUACAGUACAGUACCAGUAACUAGCUAAAUGGCUAACUUAAGCAAGACAUUGACUGGAGGUCUCGGUGGUGUCGUUUAUUUUAUGGUCCCCACGUUUCCUUUUUGUUCGAUUUUACGAUUUAGCCAGCUAACGUUAACAGAUUAGUUAAGUAGCCAACGUUAGUUAGCUAAUCGUCAUUGAAAGGAGUUGACUUAACAUUAUUUUGGUAGCUAAAAUUUGCUAGUUAACCAUGGAUUAGCUAUCGACCAUGGAUACCAAACCGUUAGUUGACCUUAGUUACAGAAUUGUACAGUAGUUAGUUAGUUAGCUAGAUGUAUAUCCUCAACCUGCUUAUAGUUUGGUGGUUAUCGAUUACUUGCUAACUAGAAAGGUUUAGCGAAAUGCCAUUGUGUCGUGAUGUAACUGAUGUUAGAUAACGCUAACUCACUGUGUGGUCAUUGGUAUUAAAUCAGCUGUACAGGGAAUGGCAUUUUCUGAAAGUUAUUUGGAAAUAUACUCCACUCAUUUGACUAGUAUGAAACACCCGGAUUUACUAUCUCAACUCAAUGAAGUCAGCUAUUUUUCAUUAUUGUUUGGAAAGUAUAGUAUUGUAAUUUUUGAUGUGUUUAUUCAGUGUCCCUAAAUAAUUAUUGUGUUUGGAGGUGUUCCAGGCAUAAGUAUGCAACACAUCAGUAUUUUCGGAAAAUUACCGCCGGGAGUUCAAACAAUGACAUCAGUGGUUGAAUGAGCCUGGAGAUCAAUCUAAAAAGGAAAGCAGCUUGAAGAAUUCAGACGCAACACAGACAUUGGGAUUUCUGCAUCCCUGGUGUCAUUGUCUACUCCUAACAAAAAGUGAUGACCUCACAGCAGCAUCCCAUUCCCAAUGCAAACGUUAGCCCUCCCCUCCUCGCCCCCCAGAACUCGUAUGCUCAUCACGGCAGGCCCCACAUUCAUCCAAACCAGCUGGGCUCUACUCAGAGUAGUGCGACAGGGCAACCUGUUCCACACAGAGGUCUGAUGGGCGGUGUGGGGUCCUCAUCCUUGGGGACCCCUAGUGGAGGUGCACUGAACAGGAGCACGUCAGCUUCCUGCACUAACCCUGCUUCCUCUAGGAAGCCCUCGUCGGGGCGCUUCGAACCCUGGCCAGAGGAGGCCGUAGACAAUGCUUAUGGAUUGUACUCACUUCACCGCAUGUUCGACAUUGUGGGAGCCCAGCUCACACAUCGCGACGUGCGUGUGCUCUCCUUCCUGUUUGUGGACGUCAUCGACGAGUACGAGCGUGGAGGCAUCAGGAGCGGCCGGGACUUCCUGCUGGCUCUGGAGCGCCAGGGGCGCUGUGAUGAGACCAACUUUAGACACGUCCUACAGCUGCUUCGCAUUAUCACACGGCAUGACCUGCUGCCCUACGUCACGCUCAGGAAAAGACAGACUGUGUGCCCAGACCCAGUGGAUAAGUACCUGGAAGAGACAUCGGUGCGUUAUGUGUCUCCAAGGGGAGGUGGUGAAAGCAGAGAGGCUGCACCCCACAGAAGAACUGGCCCCCAGCCAGUGAUCUGCUGUUCUCCAUCAGGACCCCAGGUGGGCCCGCCCCGCACUAAGCCAGGCCCUCCAUUACCCAGCCGCAAGAGAAAGAGAGCCCACGUCACAGGAGAUUGCAGGGAGAAGCAAACCUGUGACAUCCGCUUACGAGUGCGCGCUGAGUACUGCCAGCAUGAAUCAGCGCUUCAGGGAAAUGUCUUCUCCAACAAGCAAGAGGCCCUGGAGAGGCAGUUUGAGAGGUUCAACCAGGCAAACACUAUCCUCAAGUCCCGGGACCUGGGCUCCAUAAUCUGUGACAUCAAAUUCUCCGAGCUCACCUACUUGGAUGCUUUCUGGCGGGACUACAUCAAUGGUUCCCUGCUGGAGGCCCUGAAAGGUGUCUUCAUCACAGACUCACUGAAACAGGCGGUCGGUCAUGAGGCCAUUAAACUGCUUGUCAAUGUGGAUGAGGAGGACUACCAGGCCGGCCGCCGCAAGCUGCUCCGGAACCUGGUCACAGGAGGCGGGGCUGGCGCUGCAGUUGCACCCGGAGGGAGCAGAGAGAUUCUACCCUCAUAGAAACGCAUGUGUUUAGUUGCUUUUAGCAGAAGGGGGCAAACCGUGUCCCACAUAACUGAGAACUUGACUUUAUGUUGUGGACAGGGGCAAGGGGAAGGCAAGUGAUGGUCUGUUUGAGGAAGGACAAGGAGGGGGAAUGCUGGGUUCCCUGCUCUUUCAUCUUUGGACCUAGGAAAUGUUGAUUAAACAUUUGGUCAGGGCGAUGUGAGGAACUCAGACAGAAGAAAAGGUUUGAAUGUUGAAGGUUUAGUUUUUCUUUUUUUGCUGAAAAGACAAUGCUAAAAUUUUCUAUUGUAACUUGUGAAUUGACUAUACAGACUAUACAAUCUGAUGUAACAUUUAUUUUGGUAUCACACUGUUCUUUGUCAUAAUGUUUUCUUGAAAUGGCCCCUAGCUCACUUGCAACACAUGGAUAUAAACAAACAAGUCCCUAUUUGGCGACUUAGGGUUGGUUUCACAGACGGAGAUUAAGCCUAGUCUAGGACUAAAAGAUCACGUUUAAUAAAAUCCAUUGAGCUUUUUUUUUUUUUGUCCUAGACUAGGCUUCAUCUGUGUCUGCGAAACCGACCUUAGUAUUUUGUUUAUUACUAGAGGUCAAUACGCCAGAGACAUUGUCACACAGUUAUUUGGUUGUAAAUAAAUAAUUGUUGGAUAAUAA